This is a messenger RNA of Drosophila bipectinata, 2597 nucleotides long. RefSeq names its product ezrin/radixin/moesin family protein merlin (gene Mer). The record is from RefSeq and is a predicted model, not a curated record. Gene Ontology annotation, molecular function: integrin binding; actin binding. NCBI's taxonomy places the organism in Eukaryota, Metazoa, Arthropoda, Insecta, Diptera, Drosophilidae. Gene Ontology annotation, cellular component: adherens junction; filopodium; cytoskeleton. Gene Ontology annotation, biological process: regulation of cell shape; regulation of organelle assembly; positive regulation of protein localization to early endosome.
CACACUGGUCGCGUUUAUGCGGGGCACUUCGCAAAGUCAUUGAAUUCCCAAACAAUUAUUACGUGCAAAUAUGUCAGUUUCUGCAGUCAAGGGUGUAAACUGUUUACCAUCGCAUUGUUUGGUGAUUGGUUAGCCAACUGGACCAGUUACGGCCUAAAUAAAUAAAUAUCCGGCAGUCGGGGAGACCAAGGGCGAUUAUCAUCGCGAUUUUGUACGCCUGUAUGAGCGAGGUCACUUGCUCUUUCUUUCUCUGGCACAGCCUUCAGCGUUCAGCUGAGCAUCGGCAGACAAUUGACCGAGGAAACCAAUUGGCUGCAAUAUGUGCGAGUGGACGUCUGAAACUAUUGAGGGUCGCAGGAGCAGCAGACAGAAAGCGCGUCACUAGCACAGGAUCAGGAUCACUAGCAGAAGGAGCAGCAGUAGCAGCAGCAACAAGUCACUGCACGCCACAAGUUACUUUGGAAGGGCGCAUAUGUACAGAACCGAGACGCACACACGCAUAUACUAUACGCAUACGCAGACACACGCACAGCUAGAGGAAAGCAAUCACAUCACAUAACCACGGUGCAAUGAGUCCGUUCGGCUCCAAAAAGAACCGAUCGCUCGCGGUGCGGGUGAGCACCUUUGACUCGGAGCUGGAGUUCAAGCUGGAGCCACGGGCAUCGGGACAGGACCUGUUCGAUCUUGUGUGCCGCACCAUCGGGCUGCGCGAGUCCUGGUACUUUGGCCUGCAGUAUGUGGACACGCGCAGCAACGUCUCCUGGCUCAAGAUGGACAAGCGGGUGCGGGAUCAACGCGUCGACCUCCAGGCCAACAAUAACACUUAUGUGUUCAGCUUCUACGCCAAGUUCUUUCCGGAAAACGUCAGCGAGGAGCUGAUCCAGGAGAUCACACAGCACCUAUUCUUCCUGCAGGUCAAACAGAGCAUACUCUCCAUGGACAUCUACUGCCGUCCGGAGGCGUCCGUGCUGCUCGCCUCCUAUGCCGUGCACGUACAGUACGGCCCCUACGACUACGAGACCUACAAGGACGGCAUGCUGGCCGGCGGCGAGCUCCUGCCCAAGGGCGUUACAGACCAGUACCAGAUGACGCCCGAGAUGUGGGAGGAGCGCAUUAAAACAUGGUAUAUGGACCAUGAGCCAAUGACGCGAGACGAGGUGGAGAUGGAAUACUUGAAGAUAGCUCAGGAUCUAGACAUGUACGGAGUCAACUACUUUCCUAUAACAAACAAGAACAAAACCAAAUUGUGGCUUGGAGUCACCGCCGUGGGCCUGAACAUCUACGACGAGCAGAACAAGCUAACGCCAAAGACAACGUUCCAAUGGAAUGAGAUUCGGCAUGUCAGCUUCGAUGAUAAGAAGUUCACUAUUCGCCUGGUGGACGCCAAGGUCCAAAACUUUAUAUUCUACUCCCAGGAUCUGCACAUAAACAAAAUGAUUUUGGAUCUAUGUGAGGGCAACCACGACCUGUAUAUGAGACGUCGCAAGUCCGACACCAUGGAGAUCCAACAAAUGAAAGCCCAGGCCAAGGAGGAGAAGCAACGGCGCCACAUCGAGCGCAAGAAGUUCAUCAGGGAGAAAAAGUUGCGCGAGAAGGCGGAGCACGAGCGCUACGAACUGGAGAAGAGCCUGGAGCACUUGCAGAACGAGAUGCGCAUGGCCAACGAUGCGCUGCGCCGUUCGGAGGAAACCAAGGAGCUGUAUUUCGAAAAGAGCCGCGUUAACGAGGAGCAGAUGCAGCUCACGGAGUGCAAAGCCAAUCAUUUCAAGACGGAAAUGGACAGGCUGCGCGAGCGCCAAAUGAAGAUCGAGCGGGAGAAGCACGACCUGGAGAAGAAAAUCCGGGACGCCGACUUCUAUGUCCAUCAGCUGACGGUGGAGAACGAUAAGCGCGAAGCGGAGACGGAAAAGCUGCGCAAAGAACUCAUCUGCGCCAAGAUGGCCGAGCGAGAAGCCACCGCCCUCCUGCUCAACUUCCUCAACAGCGGACGAAAGUCCUCCACGGACAGUUUGCUGGCUGCUGCCAACGUCCAUGUCUCGCAGUCCAACAACGCAGCGUCUAGUUUGGCCGCAGUCAGUACACCAUCGUUGGCUACCAGCAGCUCCACCAAUGACAUAGAUACGGCCGGCGGGGCGGAGCUAACCACCCACUACCUGGCGCAGGGCGACAACUCGAGUGGCAUUUCUGAUGACUUUGAACCCAAGGAGUUCAUACUAACCGACAACGAGAUGGAGCAGAUCACCAAUGAAAUGGAGCGCAGCCAUCUCGAGUACCUGCGCAAGUCCAAGAAGCAGGUGCAGAACCAACUGCAGACCCUGCGCUCGGAGAUAGCUCCGCACAAGAUCGAGGAGAACCAGAGUAACCUGGACAUACUCAGCGAGGCGCAGCUCAAGGCUGGCGAGAACAAGUACUCGACCCUCAAGAAGCUCAAAUCCGGCUGCACCAAGGCGCGUGUAGCCUUCUUCGAGGAGCUGUGAUCCGUUGUCCUUGAGCUAUGCAUCCGCGAUUACCCCAUCUAGCCUUACGAUUGAUGUGUGUGCCUGAGCCUUUGUUUGUAUGAGUGCCUUAAUCAUAGACCUUAAUUACUAUUAUAAUAU